GCCUGGGUCCAUGAUAACACAGAGUCUGUAUACAGAGAGCUAUUUAUAGAAAUCUGUUGAGGAUGACGAUAAACACAACCAUUAAUUGGAGCUCCGACUGCUUACAGACGGUGGUUCGGUCAAGUACUCCUCACAUAUACAAUGGUUGACAAAGCAGCAGAGCUUUACCACGCUGUGUGUGAAAAUAAUGCGGACAAAAUCUUAGAACUUCUGGACAGCGGGGCCAAUCCGAAUGAAUAUUAUGACGACAUGGAGAACAUCAGUUCAAGCUCAAUCCUCCAUGUCUGUUGUGGAAAAGGACAUCUCGAGUCGAUUCGGGUCCUCGUGGACAGAGGGGCCGACAUCAUGUCACGUGACAAAUGGCGGAUGUCACCACUGAUACACGCCAUCAUGCCCCAAUUUACGGAAGUGGUUGAAUUCCUGGUAACAAGAUGCCCGGAUGUUGUCAAUAUGUGCGAUAAAUUUGGUAAAGCUCCAUUACAUUAUGCCAUUGAAUCAGACUGUGUGGCAAUGGUGAACUUGUUGAUUUGUAAUGGCGCGGAUGUAAACAUUGGGACAAUGAAAGGAAUUACCCCUCUCAUGUUGUUGUGUUCUAAAUCUGACGUACAGAAUGACACAGAGAUGAUGCGUCUACUGAUAAACCACGGAGCCUUAGUUAACUUGAGGGACUUGGCGGCCAAACGCAGUGCUUUACAAUAUGCCGCUCUUAAGCUGAAAGUUGAAGCGGUCCAGAUUCUGCUAGAGGCGGGCGGUGACCCUAAUACUCUGGACGGGGCCGGGAGAACUCCAAUGACUAACGUGAUCCGCCAGUGUGUGAGAGCUGACGGGACCAUCCGUACCGACGACUGUCUGACCAUUGUCUUGAUGCUACUCCACGCCGGAAGUGAUGUCAACAUGACAACCUGUGAGGAAUGCUGUCCGCUCAUUGUGGCCUCGAUUUUGAGGUGCCCGACUUUGGUCAAGUUUUUCUUGGAUCAUGGCGGGAAUCCCGUUGCCUGUGGAAUAACUCCCAUUUUGCCAGCCGUUUGUAACCACGACACCCAGACGAUCAGACUUUUGCUUGAAUACAACAGUCCUAUCAAUCUUCCAGGCCGUAUCGUCAGGCGGAGAGAGGAGUUCUACUUUGAUCCCUGUGAGCUGGCCAUCCACUUGGGUUUCUUUGACGUAGUGGAACUGUUAUAUGAUUAUGGCUAUAACCUAUCGAAGUACCCGUAUCUAGUUGAUCCUAUGGGCUCUAUUGAUACUCCUGUGACGCUCAAAGAAAAUGCCCUAGCUCUAGGGCAGCUACGUUCGCUAGCAUCUAACCCUCAUUCGCUGUUUAAAGUUUCAGCGCUAACUAUUCUUAAAGUUUUACAGAAGAAUUUACACGACAAAGUGAGACUGUUACCUCUGCCAUCAUCUUUACAGGAAGAUUUGCUUUGUUUAGCUGCUCACUGACAAAAAAUAAAUAAAUAAUACAAUGUUCAAUGAAGGCCUUGUCAUGAAUUAUCAAAAAACUGAUUUAUAAAUUACUCAAUUGACAAUUUUGAAGCACCCCAAAAAAUACAUUUGUAAGAGUUUGCUUAGUUGAUACCAUGUUAUGAAUAUUAUUUUAAUUGAUUCGUAAUGUUAUCACAGACAAAGGCAUGUUAAUGUGUUUUUUUUACAUGUCAGUGUAUUAUUGACUUAUCAUAUUUCUUCUUGAACAUAUGCAUUGAUAUGUAUCACCCAUUUGUUUUAAAGGACAUAUAGCGAUAUUCUUGAAUAAGGUAAUGUUAAUUGCUUUCGGUAAAUAUAAACAAUAAAAUACUUUCUUUGACGAUUCAUGUGGGCUAUGAAGGUAACGAUGAUUGCAGAAAAAAAUUAAAUGACACACUUACGCGGGUUACGUAUUUUUUCUGUAAUGUCGCCACGUUCAUAUCCCUCAUGAAUCAUGCACCAAAAGAAAGCAUUUUAUUGUUUCAAUAAUCAUGACCUUUAAAAGAGACCAAUCUGCCCAGAUUUUUUAUACUUAUAUUCUGUGAUACACUAAAUGGACUGAAGAAAAAAAAUUGAAUUUUGUCUGGAUAUUGUUUUAAACACAAAUCAGCAUACUGUGGUUUCAUUAAUAUUCAAGGGUAUAAAUUUUCGUGGAUAAAGUGAAAAUCGCAGUUUCAAGGAUACGUAAAUUCGUGGCCAAGGACCCUAUCAAUACAAAAUAUUAGAAAAAAUUGCAGUUCAAUGAAUAUUUAAUUUCAAGGAAAAACUUUACAACGAAAUCAACGAAGAAUAUUGAUGAAACCACAGUAAUUGCAUAUCAGAUGUAACUAUAGUUUUUAAGACUGAUACCCAAGAAGUUUUGAAUAUAUCGAGGAACCAAUCUCCGUAACGGUGAGGUUACAGAAAAUCUUGUUUACCAAAAUAUGUUACAUUCCUCUAUCAGUUGAUGUCAAGGUCUGAAAAAAGCUAAAUGUACCCUACAUCUUUGUAUUUUAAUAUAAUUAUAAAUAUUUACAUGUAAUUGAAUUGAAUACUGAAAAAAUCAAUAAUAGCACUCAUACUUGUUGGCUGUAUAUUUGUUUUCGAUUGAAUGCGAUGGAUGUGAAUUUUAAAACGAGAGUGGCCUAAUCGUUACAAAUAACAUGUAAAAUACCGUACACUCUUACUGACACAGCUUUCAUCCAAAUAAAAGAGUUAUCUCUCUUUGAUAAGCCAUAAUUCAUUGAAACGUAUAAAAUAUAACCACCAUUUCGGAGUGCAUUAAAAUACAUUGAAGAUCGUCUUAAUAAGAACCCAGGGUUGGGAUUCAUAAGAUACUUAAACAGUACUUACAUGUAAGUGUAAGAAAAUCCCGGCCCUGGUUUCCUUAUCAUGAUUUAAUCAGCUUAGUUUUAGAAUUCUAUCUCCGUAGAUUUUUAGUGCCUCAUCAAGAGGAGGAUGGUAAA
Magallana angulata is the source of this 2903-nucleotide messenger RNA. Its product is annotated as ankyrin repeat and SOCS box protein 10-like. Bases 142 to 1437 code for a protein of 431 amino acids. Gene Ontology annotation, molecular function: protein binding. Lineage: Eukaryota; Metazoa; Mollusca; Bivalvia; Ostreida; Ostreidae. The transcript is spliced from 3 exons. The record is from RefSeq and is a predicted model, not a curated record.